AUGGUAAUUGUUUAAGUAGAAAUAUCAAGCCAGAAGUUUUUAAUAAGGUGUACUUGAAGAUAAAAUUGCUGUAAUUUGCUUAUUCUUUAUUUAUAGAAAAACAGAUCUGAUACUCCUUGUUACUAUGAAUCUCAACCAAGUGGAUGUCUGAAACCUUUCUGUUCAUUCCUACACAAAAAGCCUAGACCUAAUGGUCAACCUCCAUCAGUGAAUACCAAUGGUCCUCCCCCCAUGGUACAUCAGGUCCAACCAGUUCAACCUGUUUUAUCACGGCCUGUGGCACCAGUUUCUCUUCCUGGUGCUGCUGGCACACCAGUACCUCACCCUGUUGCACCCAUACCACACCUUCCUGCUUCAUCAGUACCCAGGAUGGCAUCUUCUGGAAGUCAGGAUGCAAUGAAGAUUCCUACUAUAUCAUCUCCACCCAGACCAAGGCUACCUAUACAGCAGAAUAUUGGCAUGCGGAGACCACAAGUACCUAUGCAAUAUCCUCCAGUUAGUAGUAGGCCAAUGCUUGUACCACAGCCACCUCAGAUGGUCAGGGCACCCCAGUUCCCUGGGCCUCCACGUCCAGCAGGCAUUGUGCAACCUAUUUCGGCCAGCAGGGGAUUCCCUCCCUCAAGGCCAGGCGGUCCAGUUAGUUAUCCAAGAGGUAUGUUUCACUUUUUGCUCUCAGAACUGGGCAACAUGAAACAGCACAAAAUAUCAAAUUUCUUCUUGCAAAGUAGUCAGCAGUUUGUGUGUGUGUUUGCACAAUGUCAAAGUCAAAAGGAAACUGCUACUUAGGCUCGAUACCAACCGCUGUUCAGGAUAUGAGCCCGCACUCCUCCCCCGAGCAGAUGGUUGGAUGUAUGACUUUGCUAUUGUCAAUUACCACCAAUGAGAUUGUUGCCUGCUCAAAUCGAGAAGGCAGCAUAAAUUUAUUUUCCUGGGCGGAGUUGUUCAAAGCUGGGUUAAGAUAACCCAGGGUUAGUGCAAGAUUUGAAUUCAGAUUUGAAAGCUUAAAAAGCAUUUCAGUUUCAAUUCUUUUUGUCUACAAGUUGAUGAUUGGAAGCUCUAAAAAAGCAGAGAAGAUUGUCCGAGAAAAUGCUUUUGAACCCAAGAAAAAGAAACCCGGGGUAAAUAUAACCCCGGGUUAAGUGCUAAUUGGCUUUCUAACAACUGGGCCCUGGAGUAGAUUUUAAAUGGCGGAUGCAAAGGUGUUGUAUAAUGUGGCGUGCGAUAGUGUUCUAGAGCAUUUUAAGCUUAAAAACCUAAAUUAUUUACAAAGAAAAGUAUUAGCUUAGAGAAGCUGUUUAGUGGUAGGUAAUUUUUUGACAUUCAACCAACCAGAACUAUGGUAGUUGACCUGAAAGAGACAACUGUGAAGUCCAUCGGUAAUGCAAAGUCAAUGCAAGUACAAUCAGCACAUGUUUCUGCUGAUCUUUAUAGCAAAUACCAAAGCGACAAUGAGGCAUAGCACAACGUUUGUUCAGUAUUUACUGACAUUUCCCAUUUCCAAUGUUUCGUAACAAUGCAGACAUUAAAUUUUGAAUUUAAGUCACAGACACAAUAGGUCACUCACGCGUCCAGCCGUCUCUUCUCAGGGAGGACCGAGAGAGUAGCAGAAAUCGAGCCCAACUACUAUAGUUGCAGACACAUGUAAAAUGUGUAGUUUGUUACGUUACACCGUGAAAGAAUGCACCCCCUAAUCUAGGUUUAUGUGCUCAGGGAGAGGCUAACCUUGAGGAAGUCAUUCCUUGGGCCCUUGGCAGAAAUCAGAACUGGCUGGCUGGCUGGAACGGUCUUUUUGACAAUAAAAAUGGGCAGAGUAGAGGUUAUGUGUUGCACUGUACGACAAAUAAUGAUAAUCAGAUGGCAGUUGCAAGGGCAAUGAAUUGCAUUCUCAUCUCAAAAAGGUUUUUAUGAACUGUUUAGGCAGAAAUCACGCCUUUUAACAAAAUUUAAUUUUCCCCUUUAGAAAUCAUAACACCGCAGCGGUCAUAUCACCUUCCACCAAUGUAUGCAGGAAGACCAGAAGGUAAAUGUGAUAAACACAAAACAGUAAUGCUAAAGGUUGGAGCAGUAGAACUUUCCAGGACCUUGAAAAAAAAAAUGAAUUCCAGCUUGUCCUUUGGGCAAGCAGUCCUCACAUUUUUCUUGCCUUGGGCCACUUCUUGCUCCUCUUCGUGAGUGAUUUUGUUAGAGGAUGUCUUGCCUGGACCCUUAAGGCAAGUAAGUUUUUCAAGUUACAUGUGCUUACCCAGCAGGAAAAUCUUCAAGUACUUGCCCUGGACUACCGCAUAGGACUUUUUUCAAGCAUUGGUUUGAUCAAAGGCACCAACUUGAAGUUGAUUAACCUGACAAAAUAUGAAAUUGUGCACCCUCAUUUCAAUCUUGAUUAUUCCUUUGGAUCAAAAUCAAUGCUUUUUACUCAUCUCCUUCAGGUUUAGCAAUGCCUUUCAUGCCAGGACCAAUAAAGGAGAAAUUUCAAGCAGACGAUUUUGACAGUCUGAGUGAAGGUAUUGCACUGCAUGAUGAGGCCUAUUAAGGCUGAAACCAGAAAGAACAUUUGACAACAUUGAAGAAAAUUUGAUUUCUUGAUGGAUUAUCACAAUAAAUUAUUAUUGUGAUAAACCAUCAAAAGUUAAACUGUUUCACAAUUACAGGCAGAAUAACCAGAGUAGCAGGCAGCAAAGGCCUAAACUUUGUGGUUGUUGUUUUGUUUUGUGUUAAGUUGGCAGCAAAUAAUCAUUCUGUUGGAAGGGGCAAAAUGGCUGGCUGUGGGCUCAUUUUGAUGUAGCUGAAAUAUGUGGUCCUUUCUCUAGGUUCAGAUUCUUUCUCAAGUAGUGAAGAUGAAGAGGAACGGAAGAGAUCCCGACAAGUACCUCGCCGCAAGGUUCAUAGCAGCUCACAUAGGGAAGUGUAUACAAAUAACAGGAGAGAGGUACAUGGCAGACGAAAACAGCAGUCCAACAAACCAAGUCGUGGCAGUAAGUUACUACAAGAGGAAUGCAUUGCUUUGUAUAGUAGCAGCUUCAGGCUUGUUCAUGAAUAACUUCAAGAGUAACUUUUCUUUUGUUUUGCUCCUAGGAGAUAGAAGUGAUGACAGAAAAAGACCUGAUGUCACAAGAGAUAGAAGCAAGAGUGCUGCAGGUAAUUGUUUUGCAAGUACAAAUGAGCAAGGAAAAUUUGCCUGCAUUGGAAAGGUUUUCAGAUAGGAAAAUAAUGGUGUGUUUUUAUCAUGUGAGCUAAAGGAAUGUGAUUGUAUGUACAAUGAAAAUGAAGUAUUCGUAUAUUAAUGGUGAGUUUACGCAACAAGACGGCAGAAAGAAAAGGACGGCAAAAUGCUUGUGUGUGAGAUACGUGACAGGCCUAUUAGUUGUGUGUUUUGCGGUGAUCUUCACUUAAGUUAAUGUUUUCUGGUCUUUCACAAAAAGACCGGUUUAAAGGAGGGUGAAGUUCAGCGGAAAAGUUUCUGAAACAAAAUUGUUGUCACGCUUGUCACACAAAGUUUGCUGUCUUCUUUUCUUUCCCGUCCUGUUGCGUAAACUCACUAAUACUAGCACUGCCUCCUGCAUGUAAGGUGUUUGUUGUCGACAAAAGUAAUAAUCAUUUGAGAGUGAAAUGACAUGGGCUUUAUAGUGACUGUAAAUUCAGACUUGUUUAAUAUUGAUUAUAUUAGGAGGUCACUCAUUAGAAUACAACUAAAUUUCACAGCUAGUUACUGUAACAUAUCCUUGGUCACACAAAGUUUCGUUUCUGCUACCUAGAUCAUGACACCUUGAAGCAGUAAUUGACUCUUAAUAAGUAGUUGAGGUUGCAUGAGAGUGUGUGAGAUCAUGUCAGUUUAGACCAUAAUGGGGUGAAUACAUCUAAAGGAUCAACCAGCAUGAGAAAACUACUGGUUUUGAGUGUUAAGGAGAAAAAGAGAAAAGCUUGAACACUCUUCAGUUCUACGGAAUGAAUGUCAUUCUCAUAUACACUGGGUUUGUACAGUCUUGUAUUCUUGAAAAAGUCUUGAAAUUUGCAAAGCAAUUUUCCAGAUUUGGAAAAAGUUUGGAAAAUGAUAAAAAGUCUUUUUUUCCAGAGUUACAAGUGCUUAAUAAGUGAUUUUGUUUUUCCCGUAGUCAAAUCUCACCCAAUCUCACCCGUAGCCAAAACAUUUCAUCACAAAAUGAGAAGUUUCAUAACUCUCUUGGUCACCGUAUGUUUACAAUGCAUCAUGGAAAAGCUUGGUUCCUGUGUUUUUUAAGGUCUCUAUUGAUCACCUAUUGUAACCUUGAGUCUGGAAAAAAAAUAUUGUUUUGGAAAAAGCCUUGAAUUUUGGAUCCAAAAAUCUGUACAAGCCCUGUUUUACAGUACUCUGUAUUACGUUGUAUUCGUUUGCACAGAAGCUGAACGUGACAGGUCUAGGACAAAAAGAAAACCAUCAAAGAAGUCACCACCAAAACGAGAAAAUGAAGUGCGUGAGAGGCAAGAGACCAAGCAGGAAAGAAAGCCCAGUUCAUCUAAAGAUGAAGAAAUAGAAGGAGAAACUGGGAGAGAUAAAAGUUCAGAGACAAAGGAAGCUGAUAGUUCAGAUAUAAAAGUGAAAACUUUGGAACAAAUAUUGAGAGAGAAAGCAAUAAAAAAGAUGGAGGAGAGAAGAGCUCUGAGCAAAGAUGUGAAGCCAGAUGAGGAUAAGGAAACCAAAGAGGAAGAGGACUUUGAUGAAUCAAGUAAAGAUACUGUGAAGGAUGAAGAAGAAGAGUCUGAUGUUGAUGAUGCUGAGAACAGUAAAAAGUCUCCACUCAAGAAAGUAGUUAGAACCAAAACCAAAGGUGAUGAUCCCCAACCUUCAAGUGAAAAGUCGACCUCAAGUAAAAAGGUUUCAUCUAUGGUUAAAAAGGUUCCUCCGAAGAAAGUCGUUAGCUUAAAUAAUGAUGACAACAAUACUCUAAAUACUUCAAGUGAAAAGACAAGAACUUUAAGAAAGGUGUCAUCAAACAAUGAAAAGAACUGGCCUCUUAGGAAGAUAAUGAGCACCGUUAACAAAGAC
Porites evermanni is the source of this 5020-nucleotide messenger RNA. Lineage: Eukaryota; Metazoa; Cnidaria; Anthozoa; Scleractinia; Poritidae. The record is from the annotation of a GenBank genome assembly.